This is a messenger RNA of Ostertagia ostertagi, 1476 nucleotides long. Lineage: Eukaryota; Metazoa; Nematoda; Chromadorea; Rhabditida; Trichostrongylidae. The record is from the annotation of a GenBank genome assembly.
AUGGGGAUCGUGAUUCUCGUUUGUGUACUGAUUUUUACUUUUACUGACUGUCUAUGCACCGAAGAUCAGUCACAUGUCGAUGGCGAAAAGACAUCGUCAUCCGACGACAUUCAAAUCGUUGAAGAUGUCCAACCCAAACCGCGUAUCCGUAGUCUAGCCUUUUUGAAACGUAAAUACCAAAGGAAGGACACUUGGUCAACCGACACAGUCCUCUGCAUGUUUUGUGGCUUAGCACGUCUUGGGAAAAGAUUAAAGGAAACUCCAACAGAUCCGAUACAGAAGAAGAUUUUUUUCUCGUGCCUGGUCAUGGAUAAAAUUCCAGCCGCAGAAGCCGUUCGUCUUUUCGAAGAGAAAUAUUCCGGAGAUGGACGUGUUUGUGCAUAUCACUAUGCACAAGCAAAUGAAGAUUUGUCUGCGGACGAUAUAAUAAAAUUCUACAAAUAUUGCCGAUCACUUUUCUACCCCAGUACCAACUCUGAUAGUGAGGUUCCAGAAGCGUCACCUCCGGAAUCACCGGCAUCUGUCAGUGAAGAUGAGGAGGAAGUUGAGGAAGUAGAGGAAGUUGAAGAAGCACGGCGGAUGACGAACCAUUAUUUUUGGAUGAACUCCAGCUCCAAAAUGGCGUGUGAGGAAGAAAGAAUACCAUUAAAAAUAGUGAAAGAUGAUGAUGCUGUUGAAGUCGCUGUCGAUAGUAGCAGCAAAGGUAGCAUCAAGGGAACCAGGAAGAGGCGUAUAGCAGCAGAUGACAACUGUGCAGAAGCCAAACCUGAAUCGGAUGAAAGAUUACCAGACGAAGACAACCAUUCUUCCUCAUCUGUGGAACAAAUUGACGAGCACAGUGGUGAACAGUCACCUGAUGAUAGCAAGCUCAGACGACGAAGCUCGAAGGACGGAGUUAGGAGAGCAAUGAUGAAGGCAAAUCCAAACAAAAAGUUCAAAGAUUUAGUAAAAGAACUCUUUGCAAAUCCUCCGGCGCCGAGAAAACGGGAAAGGUCCUCUCAGAAAAGCUCGGAAACUCUAGAGAAUUACAUUCGCAAAGAAGAUCAACUUUGCAACCGCCUUGAGAUUUGUUCAUCGCUGUAUUUGAGAAACAGAAGACGUGAAUUCCUGGAUCGAAUAAUAGUUUAUGAGGAGAAAUGGAUUGUAUACGACUACACGUAUCGCAAUGUCGGCCGACUAUCGAAAAAAUCUGACCCACAAGAGAAAGCGGAGCCAUCCGAUAUCUCGACGAAAAGAAGAUCAAUGCUGACGGUGUGGUGGUCAUCCUACGGUGUCAUACUCCACAAAGUUCUGUCGAGCAGUCCCUCUAAAGAAGGCAGGACUUUUACAUCGUAUAUACGCGAAAUGAACAAAUGUUUACUCGAACAACAACCAUGGCUUGUUCAAGGACCGGCUCCGAUCUUUUUCUACGACAGCUCUUGCGGAUACAUAAGAAGGAUUGGCGGAGCUUCCAACUCGUUGGAAAAAUUGUAUUAA